AUGCGCUGUGUAUCAGCCCUGUUUAGAAAACCCUGCAAUGUCACAGCGAGCACAGACAGCAGGCAGCGGGAGAAAUUCGCCUCGCUGAUGCCGGCGCUGUUUCUUGCCCGGGGGGAACAGCGUGGUUCAACUGGCACGAGAGGCUAUUCAGGCACGCAAGGCUGCUUCUUGGAGCCCUGCCAGCUGCUUUCUGCAAGGCGGACUAAAACCCAGCACCUCGUCCCGGCAGCCCCACAGCCCUGCCAGCUGAGUGCUUGGGGCACCCAGAGUGGAGGAGGCUUUCGCAAAAUCGAGCCUUUAGGCAUCAGACAUAGCAGAGCUAUCAAACCAGAGCACACAAGAGGACAAAGAGGGUUCAGUUCGGCACAGACGACCGCAGCGUUCAUAAAGUUUCGCUCCUGUUUCAGCAGGACUCCUCUUCACCUGGCAGUGAUCACUGAUCAGCCCGAAAUUGCCGAGCAUCUCCUGAAGGCAGGAUGCGACCUGGAAAUCAGGGACUUCCGCGGAAACAGCCCCCUGCACAUUGCCUGCGAGCAGGGCUCCCUGGGGAGCGUCAGCGUCCUCACGCAGUGCUGCCAGCCGCACCACCUCCGCGCCGUCCUGCAGGCAACCAACUACAAUGGACAUACAUGUCUCCAUCUGGCGUCUAUUCAAGGAUACCUGGCUAUUGUUGAAUACUUGCUGUCCUUGGGAGCAGAUGUGAAUGCUCAGGAGCCAUGCAAUGGCAGAACAGCACUACAUUUGGCUGUUGACCUGCAGAAUUCAGACCUGGUGUCACUUCUGGUGAAGCAUGGGGCAGAUGUGAACAAAGUGACCUACCAGGGGUAUUCCCCCUAUCAGCUCACGUGGGGAAGAGACAACUCCAGCAUCCAGGACCAGCUGAAGCAGCUGACCACGGCCAACCUGCAGAUGUUGCCAGAAAGUGAGGACGAGGAGAGCAGUGAAUCGGAGCCUGAAUUCACAGAGGAUGAACUUAUGUAUGAUGACUGCCUUAUUGGAGGACGACAGCUGGCGUUUUAAAGCAGCGCUUUCUGUGAAAAGAAGGGACUGUGUACAUAUGUAUACAAAAAGGACUGACUUUCUUCAUUUAAAAAGAAAGUCGCAAAGCAGAGGGAGAAACCAGGAGGGAAAUUCUACACGGCCCAGCAAGGAGCACAUUACUGUGGCAGGACGGUUCCAGGUUCCGGCCUGUGUUUAAACACAGGAGUGGGAUGUGUAACAGCAGUAGAGAUCUGUGAUUAUUCACACCACCUGAUAAAGAGCCACGUAGCCAGUCCUCUCAGCCCUGCAAAGGUUGCAGACCACACAUCCAGCCUGCUAGUUACAGAGAGCUAUCUUGUGGCACUAAGUACCAUGAGGAAUGCUUUUCCUCUGGCAGCAAGGAGGGCUCGUGUGAAUGCCCCAGCUUCUUCCGAGAAGUGUCCGGACUGCGUGUGAAUUUAUGUUGGGGUGAUGGCCCUCCUUGGCCUUACUGACCGACUUCAGCUGCUCUCGGCGGGGUGUCCCGCACAGAGGAGUCAAACCAAGGGACCGGGGGCCUCCUGGCUGUUGGGAGAAAGGUAGCAAUGAUGUUAACUGUGGGCAUUGGAAACAGUGUGUUUCACACCAUGUGUGUCAUAAUUGCUACACUUUUUUAGCAAUUG
Opisthocomus hoazin is the source of this 1643-nucleotide messenger RNA. The record is from RefSeq and is a predicted model, not a curated record. Lineage: Eukaryota; Metazoa; Chordata; Aves; Opisthocomiformes; Opisthocomidae.